UGAAAGCGGCCGUGCAUUAAUUAUACAAUUAUGUUAUAUUACUCGGUAUAUAAUGUACUAUCAAACGUGAAUAUGUUAACGACAUGAUUGACACGUAAAGUCAAGCCUGAAAAAGUUUUUUGCUUUGUCAGUUUUGUUGGUAAUAUACGCAAGGAUAAUUAUUGGAAUUCUUCAAUACCGCCGUGUGAACUUGUCUUGUGCUGAUUAAGAAUUCUUUUGAUAUUCGUGUUCGGCUGGAUUCAUCAAAAAGAUCCAUUAUGCACUUUAAAACCUUUUAACAAGUACACGAAUAGGAUGCGAUAGGUAAUAAACCAAAAUCAAAAGCAUCUUUAAAACAAUUUAUAUUUUAUGAUAUGAGUUAAUGUUGAUUAACACAUUAUAUACGGUCUUUGUUGCGAUUUCCGUGGUGUGAGUUAUUAUUCCGAAUGAAUUGAUCUCUUUACCGUGAUAAAAUGGGCAAAUCGGAAGCGGUGUCUUCCGAAUCAUCCCGCGGGACUAAAUGGUCGGUUAAAGACUGGACAGACAGGAUCCAUGUUCCUGAUGCUUUACACUUUCGAAAUCCCUUCAAGCAUUCACUGGCAGAUGACGUUUUCUGUGGCAUUUGCGGAUGGACUCCCCAGUGGCUACAGCGUUUUCGUACCAUGAAGGUAUUCAUGCUGAUCUAUAUUGUCAUGGGAGUUUUUCAUGGCAUGUAUGGAUCAUACAUGAGCACCGUUGUGCCGUCCAUCGAACGUCGCUUCGGGUUCUCUUCCAAGCAGACCGGUAUCUACCGGGCCAUGGCCGACGUCAGCCGCAUUUCCGUAUCACUUAUCGUGGCCCAUUACGCCGGUGCUGGACACCGUCCACGAUGGAUCGGGGGCGGCGCGGUCCUGUUAGCCGCCGGUAUGUUCCUGAUGGCGGCCACGGAGAUUGCCUUUCCCGUUACGGAACGAUCCAUUGUGUCGUUUGUCAUAUCCAGCGCUGCCGAUAAAAAAGAAAAGUUCUGUCAGGCCAGUGCUUUCCUGAACGCUACCAGGGCUCCGCUGCCCGCGCAAUGUGGUGUUGGCGCCGCCAAACCGGAGAGCAAUGUGUACCCGCUGAUCAUGCUCGGUGUUUCGGAGUUUAUCAUGGGUUUGGGAGCGACGACUAUUGUUAUCUUGGCGUUACCCUUUAUCGAUGAUAACGUGACCUAUCGCAAUUCUCCAUUAUAUUUCGCGAUGUCCUUCAUUGGGCGCCUAUUCGGUCCUUUAUUUGGAUUCGGCUUGGGUGCCAUUUGCAGCAGCAUUUUUUUCGAUUUCACGCAUCCAAAUUUUGCCCAGACGGAUCCCCGCUGGAUUGCUGCAUGGUAUUUGGGAUUGCUGGUAUGCGCUGUCGGAAUAGCAAUUUCCGGAAUUUUCAUAACGAUGUUUCCAUCCGUUGUUCGAGAUCCCAGCGAGGCAUGCAAGGAUUUUUCCGAAUUCGAAGCAAAACGAAGAGCGAGCAUCAUGCGCAAGUGUGUGACAUUCAAAGAUUUUCUGCCGAAUCUGAAGAGACUGUUCACGAAUUUACCGUUCAUGAUUAAACUGCUCAGUCAGCUUUUGGAAGGACUGGUCAUUUCCGGUUACAUGAGCUUUUUGAUGAAGUUCAUCAAAGAACAGUAUCGGGUUUCUCAGUCGACUGCUAGUUUGGCGACGGGGAUUCCUGGAGUGUUUGCGGCCGCCAUUGGAAUAUUUGUGGGAAGUUGGCUGAUAAAGUUCUUUAAAAUGGAACCGCGGCAUGUGCAGAUUAUGACAGCUAUAGCGGCCGUUAUUGGCGCAGCGUCCUACUUCAUCGUCAUAGCAUUUGGCUGUGAAAACCAGAUUAUUGUGGGAAUUGAUGAUGUUGAUGACCCUUACAAUCUCACCAAUGCACCAUACUGCUUCAAUAAUCAAUCGUGCGGCUGCAUUUCCGGCCAAUUCAACCCGGUCUGCGAUCAAAGAACGGGACAAACCUAUGCCACAGCGUGCAUUGCGGGCUGUCGCGCAGCCAAAUUUAAAAACAACAAAACGAAGUAUUACGACAGUUGUACGUGUCUGUCGGAUACCAUGACGGACUUUGCUGACCCUUCCAAAUUCAAUGCUACCGAUAGCGUCGUUCCUGGACUGUGCCAGGCCAGCUGUUCGUCAUUUGCGCCUUACGUCGUGGUCAUGUGUCUAGCCAAACUGUUCUUAGGCGUCCCCAUCGCUGGGAUAGUCAUGAUGCAGUUCAGGCUUGUAGACUAUGAUUUGAAGAGCUUGGCCAAUGGUCUGUCGUCUGUGGUAAUGUCGUUGUUCGGAUUUCUACCUGCGCCAAUCAUAGCCGGCGCUAUCAUUGACACUACAUGCCGCUACUGGCAAAAAUCUCCAUGCGGCGACACUGGGUCCUGUUUAUUCUACAACACACAAAGUUUCCGUUGGAAACUCCAUUUAAUCGUUGCAUGCUUCAAGAUUGUCACCUGCGUUUUCGACUUAAUAAUUCUUUGGUUUGUGUGGGAUAUGAAGUUUAAUCGCGAUACUCCAGCGGAGUCUCUUCCUCCCAAAGAAGAAAUCUCGGACGAGAUUUCUAGUGAUCAUGAAGCAAAGGAAAGAGAGAGCAAGCCGCCGCUGACCCCUAAAGUUUCGUUCCCCUUAGACGUAAUGGCUCGGAGUGGCUUUGCCACUAUUCGCGAGGAAGAUUCUGACGAGAGUCCGCCGUCUGAAGACCAUCUGGAAACCGUGUCCACCAUAUCCGCUGUCAGCCAACCGCCCCCGAUCUCCCCGACCGCGCCCAAGCGCGUUCGCACCAUGACCAUGCCGGCACGUUCCGAGACGCCUGACCGGGACGAGUUCCAGAGAAACAGACCGGAUAUGAGACGGAAGAGCCUGGCAAUGACGAUGGUAGAUGCCAUGAAUGCCAAGGCUAUCGCGGAAAAUCACGAAGAUACGGAAUUCCUGGCCCCCCAGAUUAUCGAUGCCAGAAGAGGGUCGCUGUUGUUCUGGUAGUUAAGUGGAAGAAUUUUGAAUUCCAUCUUCAGUUUUGUUAGUCGAUGAAACUAUAGUUUUGUGAUUGUUAACUGAAUACUACGUAAAGUAGUACUUACGUGCCGGACUGUGCAAUUACUUUGCAAUUCUAAAUUAUAAAUAUCACUAUUAUAUCAGUACUUCUGUAUUUUAACUUUUAACAGUGUUCCCAGUUUUGGCGCUGUGCCUGAAGUUGGCCCAGAAUAUCAAAUUAUGUGAAAUAUACGGAAAGCGGAUUGCGGUGUAUAAUAAUUAUUAUAAUAUUAAUUGUUAAAUGUUGUAUCUGCUGUAGUCUGAUGCUGCCAGUUAGGGUCUAUCCAUUUUGCGGUGUACGUACCAGCUGUAGGAGCAUUGGCAGACUUUACAUAGU
Molecule: messenger RNA, 3345 nt
Organism: Paramacrobiotus metropolitanus
Lineage: Eukaryota; Metazoa; Tardigrada; Eutardigrada; Parachela; Macrobiotidae
Product: solute carrier organic anion transporter family member 3A1-like
Exons: 14
Coding region: 453-2957 (834 amino acids)
Biological process (GO): sodium-independent organic anion transport; transmembrane transport
Cellular component (GO): membrane
Molecular function (GO): protein binding
Source: RefSeq, a predicted model, not a curated record